Chlamydomonas reinhardtii is the source of this 1734-nucleotide messenger RNA. RefSeq lists its product as uncharacterized. The transcript is spliced from 12 exons. Lineage: Eukaryota; Viridiplantae; Chlorophyta; Chlorophyceae; Chlamydomonadales; Chlamydomonadaceae. The coding region runs from base 218 to 1384 and encodes 388 amino acids. The record is from RefSeq and is a predicted model, not a curated record.
UUUGUGGAAGCUCGCUCUCUGAGUUUUGAUUCCAUUUUCUCAUGGGACCUUGCAGCGCUGCCAGACACACGCCGGAGGAAGCUUUACCACGCCCCUUCACUUGUUAAAUGAGUGCUCAAACUACAUCGAAUUUAUACAGUUGUGUCAAGUAUUGUUUCGGCGCGAAUCAACGCAGAUCGCCCCUCCCGUGGUUUUAGGUCCUUACUAACUCAUAAAUAUGCCGCUUCAAGAUGUGAAGUCUGCGGCAGACGUGGCGGCGGUGGCGAGCUCGGGCAAGCCGGCGGUGCUGUACUUCUGGGCCAGCUGGUGCGAGCCCUGCAAGCACAUGGACGCAGUGCUGGGGCAGCUCGCAGCAGACCUGCCCGGACUGGCCUGCUUGAGGGUGGAAGCUGAGGUGGUGGAUGACGUGACGCUGCAGUACGACGUCACCACCGUGCCGUACUUUGUGUUCCUCAAGUCUGGUGCGGUGGUGGACCGGCUAGAGGGGGCCGACCCGCCCGCACUCACCGCCAAGGCCACAGCACUGGCACGGGGGGGCCAGGCAGCCACCACCUCCGCACCCGCGCCUGGCGCCACGCCUGCCGCUGGUGCCGGUGCUGGUGCCGCCGCCCCCGAAGACAAGGCGGCUGUGUUCGGGCGCAUCUCCUUCCUGCUCAGCAACUGGCCGGUGGUCUUGUUCAUGAAGGGCUCGGGCGAGGCACCCCGCUGCGGCUUCAGCAGCAAGGUGGUGGCGGCACUGCAGAAGCUGGGGGUGGCGUUCAAGUCGGUGGACAUCCUGUCUGACGAGGCGGUGCGCCAGGGGCUCAAGGAGUACAGCAACUGGCCCACAUACCCGCAGCUGUACGUGAAGGGGGAGCUGGUGGGCGGCUGCGACAUCGUGCUGGAGAUGGCGGGGUCGGGCGAGCUGGAGGCGCUGCUGCGGGACAAGCUGGGGCGGGACUUCCAGGCGGUGGCGGCGGCGGCCGUGGCUGCAGGGUCCUCCGCAGCCCCCGCUGCUGCAGCCCCCGCUGCUGCCGCGCCCUCUGCCGCUGCCCCCUCCUCUGAGGACGCGGGUGCGGUGCAGGAGCGCAUCAAGGCGCUGCUGGCCGGACCCAAGCCCGUGAUGCUGUUCAUGAAGGGCAGUCCGGAGCAGCCCCGCUGCGGCUUCAGCAGGAAGGUGGUGGAGGCGCUGCAGUCUGAGGCGGUGGAUUUCGGGGCCUUCGACAUCCUGUCUGACGAGGCGGUGCGCCAGGGGCUCAAGGAGUACAGCAACUGGCCCACGUACCCGCAGCUGUAUGUGCGUGGGGAGCUGCUGGGCGGCUGUGACAUAGUGCUGGAGAUGAAGGCGGCGGGGGAGCUGGGCAGCACAGUGCAGGAGAUGCUUCACCGCAUGGAUGUGGCGUGAGGCGGUGUGCGCGCGGACUAUACGGCACUUCGGUUACAUAGAUUCAUGAGUGGCUGAUCAUCUUGUCCAUGCUGGGUCGACCAGCGUUGCAUCUGCUAUUCAUAUAUACCAGUGCAUUAUAGGCACGCUCACAGUGUGGUGUUAUGAUAAAGCGGGCGUGUUAAGGCAGAUUUUAGAAACAUGUUCGCGCCAAAGCGCACUCGCGCCUACCGAACGCGCUCCGCUGCAAAAGAAGAGUAUGGCAGCGCUCACAAGGUCUGGAUCCCUGAAGUUGUGGAACGCAUCGCUGGCUUUUUGCCCCAAAACGAGGUGGUUCUGACGCUGCGGCUCGUGAACAAGGCGACAGCAGA